Molecule: messenger RNA, 984 nt
Organism: Xiphias gladius (swordfish)
Lineage: Eukaryota; Metazoa; Chordata; Actinopteri; Istiophoriformes; Xiphiidae
Product: olfactory receptor 52N5-like
Exons: 1
Coding region: 1-984 (327 amino acids)
Biological process (GO): G protein-coupled receptor signaling pathway
Cellular component (GO): membrane
Molecular function (GO): olfactory receptor activity; G protein-coupled receptor activity
Source: RefSeq, a predicted model, not a curated record
AUGAAAUACACUAAUAUUACAAAUAUAAAAGACUUCAUUAUCACAGGAUUCCCCGGACUUCUGCCUGAGUAUUAUGGACCCGUGUCUGUUCUUCUCCUGCUGCUUUUCCUAGCUAUUGUGGUUGGAAAUGUUUUCAUUUUAAUCGUUAUUAUGUAUGAGCGGACUCUUCACAAACCAACAUACUUGAUCUUUUUUCACCUUGCAAUGACAGACAUUGCGUUCGGCGUUGUGACGCUUCCAAAAGUCAUUGCCAGAUAUUGGUGGAAUGACACGAUGUCUUCAUUUGGAGCCUGCUUCGCACAAAUGUACUUUGUCCAUUCUUUGGGAGCUAUUCAUUCUUUACUUUUGCUUAUGAUGUCUUUGGAUCGUUUCGUUGCCAUAUGGCUUCCUUUCAGAUACCCUGUUUUGAUUACAAACAAAACAGUUAGUAUUGCUUGUAGCCUGUGUUGGGUUCUAACAUUCAUACGUAUAUUGGGGAUUGUGCUCCAUGCCUUGACGCUGCCUUACUGCGACCUAAAUAUCAUCAUGCAGUGCUACUGUGAUCAUAUAUCGAUAACUAGGCUGGGGUGUGGUGAAAAUGUUGCAUAUGUUAAAAAAGUUGCACUUGCAAAUGCCUUGUUCACUCUCUUGGUUCCUUUAACAUUUAUCAUUUCUUCCUACUUUUCUAUUAUCAUAGCUGCUCUGAAAAUGUCUCAGACUGGGGGUUGCCAAAAAGUCCUGUCCACCUGUACUCCUCAGAUCUUUAUUACCUGUCUCUAUUAUGUGCCAAGGUGUUUCGUUUAUCUCUCUCACAACUUGGGAUUCAGUUUUAGUACUGAUGCUCGUAUUAUUAUUACAAUGAUCUACAGCCUUUUACCCGCUGCAGUUAAUCCAUUGAUAUACUGUUUCAAGACUAAGGACAUUAAAAAGGCUUUGAUGCAGAGAUUUAAAAAUAAAAAAAUAAGGAUUGCGCUCAAAAGUGACCAUAAACACAAUAUUAAGUAA